Molecule: messenger RNA, 197 nt
Organism: Acanthoscelides obtectus
Lineage: Eukaryota; Metazoa; Arthropoda; Insecta; Coleoptera; Chrysomelidae
Source: the annotation of a GenBank genome assembly
ACCGCCACGGGGAAGUUUGGAUGUUUGCAGUAAGUAUAUUAGAUAAUACGUUGUCCAUCUUAGCACCGUCUAAUGAAUGCAUCUUGGUACUUGGUGACCUCAACGUUAAUUUCUUUAUUGAUAAUAAGAUUAAUCAGUGCUUUCAAUCUUACAGCCUGCAACCAGUUAUUGAAGAGAGUGGUAACUCGAAUAAUUGA